CUUUAAGUUCCCGUUUUUAUCAAAGAAUUUAGCAGCUUCCUGCUACUUUCCAUCAAAGAGAUAUGAUUGCUUCAGGUCUUAACUGAGAAAUAUGGUCCAGUAGAACUGCUUACAGCUCAGCAAUGACAAUAAGCUAGUUGUAGUCCUGUAGGACCAUAUAGGAGAGUGUAAGAAGCAGCGACGAAAUGGAGCUCACAUGAGAUGCUACUAAUCAAACAGACAAUGAGCAAAAGACUUUAUGAAAUUGCCGGGCAAGCUGUUCACUUAUCUGAACCACUAAACACAUUAAAACUGGUUGUUCAGAAACAAUGGGCACGGAAAACCGCCGGACUAUGUAUCUCACUCUCUGGGGAUACCCAGAUCUUCAAAUAAUUUAUAUCUCAUUUCCCACAUAACUGUUCCUCACUGUUCACAUAUUGGACCCAACUUACAUGUAGUCCUCAUGACUCAUGAAGCAUGCCCUGAUCCAUUAAGCAGGUCAGUAUGGCGGUACAUUGUGAUAUCCAAUCGCCCAAACACUACCACUGCUGUCUGUAACAAGUGCCAAAGGGGCAUCUAAACAUUGCAUGUUUGAAGCUCAUGGCCUUGUCCCUUGCCAGCUUGCUUUGAUAGCUCCACUUAAGCUGCAUGCCUAUCUUCCCCCCCACCUAUAAAUACAUCAGCUCUGAACCACCGGUUCCAUCCACAAGCAAAGCACUACCACUAGCUUAGCACUCGACACAAAACUCUUGAGCUUUCUGCCAAGAAAGAAGGUGAUACAACCAUGGUCAGUGCCAAGAGACUUUCUCAAAUGGUAAGGAAGUGGCAAAGAGUGGCAGCCAUUGGGAGGAAGAGGCUCAUGUGGACUUCAGCAAAAGAAGUCGGUGAGUGCUGCACUUCUGUGGCAGUGAAGGGCCACUGCGCCAUGUACACUGCUGACGGGAGGCGGUUUGAGGUGCCAUUGGUGUACCUCAGCACGACGAUCAUCGGGGAGCUUCUGAGGAUGUCUCGGGAUGAGUUUGGCUUCACAAGCGAUGGAAGGAUCACACUGCCUUGUGAUGCAGCUGUGAUGGACUAUGUCAUGUGCUUGCUCAGAAGGAACCCAUCAGAAGAGGUAGAGAGAGCUUUCUUGAGCUCUGUGGUGAGACCUUGCCACUAUGGAAAUGGUUUGGAGCCAUCUAUGGGAGUUAGCCAGCAAGUAGCUGUUUCUGGCUUCUGAGGAUUCAUUGUUGGUUUUACCUUCUAUUUUCUGUCCAUCCUUUUGGAUGAUGUAAAUAGUUUUAUAUAGGAGAAAGGGAAUGAAAGAAUCAUAUUGGAAGUUGACCA
Hordeum vulgare subsp. vulgare (domesticated barley) is the source of this 1305-nucleotide messenger RNA. RefSeq names its product auxin-responsive protein SAUR36-like. Bases 764 to 1198 code for a protein of 144 amino acids. Gene Ontology annotation, biological process: response to auxin. The record is from RefSeq and is a predicted model, not a curated record. The transcript has a single exon. Lineage: Eukaryota; Viridiplantae; Streptophyta; Magnoliopsida; Poales; Poaceae.